Molecule: messenger RNA, 1689 nt
Organism: Penicillium atrosanguineum
Lineage: Eukaryota; Fungi; Ascomycota; Eurotiomycetes; Eurotiales; Aspergillaceae
Exons: 1
Coding region: 1-1689 (562 amino acids)
Source: RefSeq, a predicted model, not a curated record
AUGGUCACGAUCACCUCCCCCAGGGCUAUCGCCAUUAGGCGUUCUCAGGUGGACUCUAUACGCGAAAGAAUCGAACGUAUCACGGAAGAUCUCAACGACAUCAAGACUUUCUUUCCUAUAAGAAUAUCCACGAAAAGAACGCAGAAGUUGAAACAGUAUUUAAAAAGAGAACUUGAGCUUCUGCGUGAGCAGCCUUUCGAGUGUUAUGACCAGCAAGAAAAGGUGGAUUAUCUGCUCAUCAAAAACUACCUGGAGAGGCAACUCCGCCAGGUAGAACUCGACAUUAAGCAGGACCAAAAGACUAAACCUCUUCUGCCAUUCGCCGACAUAUUAGUAAAACUCUGCGAAGACCGUGCGCUGGUCGUUCCGAUCGAGCCAAAAGAUGUCGCGCAGAAGCUUUAUGAGACCCAGGGGGAAAUCACAACUGUAAUUGCAAAGAUCAAAGCCGGUUCGAAAGAUCUCUCAAUGGAAAAGACAAGUGCUUUUCGGGCAUCGAAGACCAUGGACUCACUUCGCGACAACUUGAAAGAAUGGUACGGAUUCUAUAAAGGCUACGACCCCUCAUUUGACUGGUGGGUGUCUCGUCCAUACAGCGUGGUGGACACAAAUCUCGAAACUGCCUCGAUCACCAUUCGUGAAAGACUUGUCGGUAUUGACCCAGACAAUGAGGAUGCUAUCGUCGGUGACCCAAUUGGCCGGGAAGGACUUCUCAAUGAGUUCCGCGCCGAAAUGAUCCCCUACACACCAGAGGAGGUCAUUGCCAUUGGAGAGAAAGAAUUCCAAUGGUGCAUCAAAGAGCUCAAAAAGGCAUCACGCGCAAUGGGCUUAAAGGACAACUGGAAAGAAGCUCUGGAACAAGUCAAGAAUGAUUUUGUUGAGCCUGGAAAACAGACUCAACUCGUUCUAGAUCUUGUGGAAGAAGCAAUCUCUUUUGUUGAAGAGCAUGACCUUAUCACAGUACCCCAAAUCGCCAAGGAGACAUGGCAGAUGUUCAUGAUGUCGCCCGAGCGUCAGAAAGUGAAUCCGUUCUUUCUUGGAGGCGAAUGCAUCAUCGUCUCCUAUCCGGUCGACACCAUGGACCAUGAAGCAAAAAUGAUGAGUAUGCGGGGCAACAACAUCCAUUUCUCGCGCGCGACAGUGUUCCAUGAGAUGAUCCCCGGUCAUCAUCUCCAAAUGCAUAUGAAUGCCAGACAUAAACCAUAUCGACGCCUGUUUGACACCCCUUUUUGGAUCGAGGGAUGGUCUUUGUAUUGGGAGUUCAUUCUGUGGGAUAAUGAGCGGUUCACGAAAACACCGCAGAACCGGAUCGGAAUGCUCUUCUGGCGCCUUCAUCGAUGCGCUCGAAUCAUUUUCUCUAUCAAGUUCCACCUCGGCCAAAUGGCUCCUCAGGAGUGCAUUGAUCUGUUAGUGGACGAAGUGGGCCACGAACGCACGACUGCAGAAGGAGAGGUAAGAAGAUCUCUAAAUGGAGAUUAUUCUCCUCUUUAUCAGGCCGGUUAUAUGCUCGGAGCGCUGCAGAUCUACGCUCUGCGGAAGGAGGUUGUGGACAAACACUAUAUGGCAGAGAAGGUCUUCCACGACCGAUUUUUGAAGGAGAAUCGCAUGCCGAUUGAGCUGGUUCGGGCAUUAAUCAUGGACCAACCGUUGAGCCGAGACUACCAAACUUCAUGGAAGUUUUACUCUGCUUGA